UCCGGAAAGAGCACAAAAAACAAAAAAAAACAUUCACACACGAGAGAGAGAGAGAGAGAGAAAAAAAGAGAAAAGUCUUCUCAAACCCCCUCAGCGACUUGCGGGAUAAAACACACCGAAUUGUGUCGCUCCUUUUCUCUCUUCUCCUCCUCCCUCUUGCUCUUCUUCUGCAGGAAAAGCGGAGUGAAGCGAAGUUUCCUCUCCGGCGGCGACUCUCUGAAGUGUUCGCUUUUUUUUUUACUGCCUCGUGCUCUUGAGCUAAAAAAAAAAAAAAAAACUUUAAAAAAAACAUGGGAUUUACGUGUUAGUCUUUUCAAUGAAAACGCGCCCCGGUUGGAAACUUGUCUCGAUGGAUUUUACCGACUGCUCUCCGGACUGAGAAGAGAGGAAUAAACUCACCCGAGAAUUGGAUUUAUUUCACCUAAACGGGGGCUAAAGUGUCGAAAGCACGGACUUCAGAUGUGUCCCAUGCCAGCCAGAGUGACCCUUCAGGCCCGAGAUGGAUUCCACAAGUCAGAACGACAGCGACGGGGGAGGAGGACGCCACGGGCGGUUGCCGCAGCCGGCCGGCUCGUCGCAUGACGAAGGGAGACCGCAACCACGGUCUACGCUGGACGGUCCACCGGAUCCCGGGUCGACCGCCAGGCAGCUGGCCCAUACUCCAGCGGUGCUAUCUCUGGACCAGAUCAGGAUAAGCGGGAGCAGCAAUGAGUACACGGAAGGGCCCACAGUCGCCCAAAGGUCUCCGGCGGCUCCGUACCGGCAACAGAAGAGUGACUUGGUUCCGCCACCGGGUUCUAGGACCGGCGGGCAUCACGAGACUCCAGAAGAGGGUCCGAACAACCUCCGUAACCUGAAUUCAUUGACUCCAUAUGGGAACACGAGUACUUCCAUCUCCUCCAGGGAGGGCGCGGCGCGGUCACCCGGCGCCGAAGACCCCCAGAGCGGCGGCACCAGGACCGGCGCGGGGAGCGCUUCCUCGGGCCAGAGGCUCGCCGGCGGCAGCCAGAUAAUCAGAACCCAGCCGAAACGGGCGGAGCUAAGCUCGGAAGAGCUGAAGCCCCUGAACCGCGAGUCCAGGGCCGUGUCGGCCGCGCCCGGCAGCGGGAGCCACAGGACCCCCGGCGGACACGGCGACAAGUGCGAAGGCUGCGGCCGCUGCCGCUGCCCGGAGUGCAGCCGCCCGCGGGUGCUGCCGUCCUGCUGGACGUGCGGCCGGCGCUGCGUGUGCUCGGUGCAGAGCGCGGUGGAGUACGGCACGUGCGUCUGCUGCGUCAAGGGCCUCUUCUACCACUGCUCCAGCGACGAUGAGGACACGUGCGCCGACAAGCCGUUCUCGUGCGCGCAGUCGCACUGCUGCGUCCGCUGGGCCGCCGUGUCGCUGCUCGCCCUGCUCUUCCCCUGCCUCCUGUGCUACCUGCCGGCUAAAGGGUGCGUCGCCGCCUGCCAGAGCUGCUACGACCGAGUCGCGAGGCCCGGCUGCCGGUGCGAGGGCGCGAGCCCGGGCCGCCGCGAGGACGCCGGCAAGCUGACGUAGACGAGGCGGCGGUGGACGUUGAAGGCGCCGGAGGGAUGGGAAGACUCCCCGGGGAUCGGAAGACUCCACGGUGACCGGAAGACUCCACGGUGACCGGAAGACUCCCCGGUGACCGGAAGAUUCUACGGGGACCGGAAGACUCCUCGGUGACCGGAAGACUCCCCGGUGACCGGAAGAUUCUACGGGGACCGGAAGACUCCUCGGGGACCGGAAGACUCCCCGGUGACCGCAAGACUCCCCGGGGACCGGAAGACUCAACGGGGACCGGAAGACUCCUCGGUGACCGGAAGACUCCCCGGGUAUCGGAAGAUUCCCCGGGGACCGGAAGACUCCCCGGGGACCGGAAGACUCCACGGUGACCGGAAGACUCCCCGGGGACCGGAAGACUCCACGGUGACCGGAAGACUCCACGGUGACCGGAAGACUCCUCGGUUACCGGAAGACUCCCCGGGGAUCGGAAGAUUCUACGGGGACCGGAAGACUCCACGGUGACCGGAAGACUCCACGGUGACCGGAAGACUCCUCGGUGACCGGAAGACUCCCCGGGGAUCGGAAGACUCCUCGGUGACCGGAAGACUCCCCGGGGAUCGGAAGAUUCUACGGUGACCGGAAGACUCCUCGGUGACCGGAAGACUCCUCGGGGAUCGGAAGACUCCACGGUGACCGGAAGACUCCCCGGGGAUCGGAAGACUCCCCGGUGACCGGAAGACUCCACGGUGACCGGAAGACUCCCCGGUGACCGGAAGACUCCCCGGUGACCGGAAGACUCCCCGGGGAUCGGAAGACUCCCCGGGGAUCGGAAGACUCCUCGGUGACCGGAAGACUCCCCGGGGAUCGGAAGACUCCUCGGUGACCGGAAGACUCCCCGGGGAUCGGAAGACUCCCCGGUGACCGAAACUGAGAGACGGCCCUGUAGUUGUGUAGUUGUUGGUUCUAUUAGAUCGCUAAUGAUGCGGAGACGCCGUCCCCGUUUGCCUUCAGGCUGGCUGAACCACAGAAGGAGGUGCGGUCACUUCACACUCGCGUUACCCGCUUCAGUUGGACGGUAAACCAAAAUUAGCGCUUCGCGUGCCUCAAAGUAUGAAGACACAUUCAAUUCUGGUUCGCUCCCGACCAAUAACGCUCCUCACUCACCCAGAGAUCGUGCUGUAGCCUCGAGUCCAAAUGGAUAGCCUUCUCUUUUCUUUUUUGUUUAACCUUUAAUACAACUUAUAUGCUAAGAACAGACUCCUAUUACUAACUAUAUGUAAAGUAGUGAAUGCAAAGUGUAUGUACAUUAGAAAAUGAGUUUGACAGAUGUUUUAUUUUUGUACAUAUAAUAAUACUUCAACUGUGAAAAGUGUUGCUGCCGUCCCAGAGGCGCCUCGAUGAAUCCACGUUCAUAUGAAUCAGUCGACUUCAUUCACACGAUACUUUUGUACAUUCAGUCGAAUGUAUAUCAAUCAUUUCAUGUCAUUUACAAAGAAAAAAAUCUUAUCCCUUCUGCUUGUAAAUUGUACAGUGAACCAUAUAUGAUAAAUUUAUUUUCUAAUUCCAGCAUUGCUUAGUGUAAAGUUAAAAAAAAUAUAUAUUUAUUUGAAGGUUUAUUAUUUUAUAAUGAAAAACAUAUUUAUUUUGAGGAAGCAUUGUUCAUGCGUCACCUCCUGCGGGGGGGGGGGGGCGACCUGUAGGAGUGUCACAGCUGGAUGAAUAGUUCACUAUGAAUUAGAAAAACAACUAUAUUAACGUUUGAAAUUAAACAACCUUGAAGUCUGA
This is a messenger RNA of Pseudoliparis swirei, 3292 nucleotides long. It is a transcript of the gene spry2, whose product is annotated as sprouty RTK signaling antagonist 2. The coding region runs from base 500 to 1537 and encodes 345 amino acids. Gene Ontology annotation, cellular component: membrane; cytosol. Lineage: Eukaryota; Metazoa; Chordata; Actinopteri; Perciformes; Liparidae. The record is from RefSeq and is a predicted model, not a curated record. Gene Ontology annotation, biological process: negative regulation of MAP kinase activity; negative regulation of Ras protein signal transduction; negative regulation of fibroblast growth factor receptor signaling pathway. The transcript has 2 exons.